This is a messenger RNA of Sebastes umbrosus (honeycomb rockfish), 2803 nucleotides long. RefSeq names its product thromboxane A synthase 1 (platelet) (gene tbxas1). The transcript has 15 exons. Gene Ontology annotation, molecular function: oxidoreductase activity, acting on paired donors, with incorporation or reduction of molecular oxygen; steroid hydroxylase activity; heme binding. The coding region runs from base 332 to 2023 and encodes 563 amino acids. NCBI's taxonomy places the organism in Eukaryota, Metazoa, Chordata, Actinopteri, Perciformes, Sebastidae. The record is from RefSeq and is a predicted model, not a curated record.
GGACUAUGCAUCCCUGGCUGAUUCCAUUCAAUGCAAGUCAUCAGAGUAAGUCCAGUAAAUUGCGGUAAUGCACCUAUAAACUGGUUUGCCAACCGCCAAUAAACACCAAAGAAGAAGCAGAAGAAGCAGCAGCGUUGGUGUUGGCUGCUCCAGGCUCCCGUACAGCAGAUGGCAGUCUGCCCCUCAGUGAUCUGUUGUGUUGCGACCCAUUCACAGCACGAAGAGGACUUCAUGACAUAAUAUUGACAGUGAGGACUGACUGAGGAGAGUGGAGGGAGCACUGACAGAUCUGAUGCUGGCAGGACAGACCUGAGAGGAGUUUUUUUACAUUAUGGAGGCUGUAGUUGACUUCCUAAAUGUAUUCCACAUCAACACCAGUGGAUUGUCCUGGACACUCAGCCUCUUCCUCAUCUUCCUGGGUCUUCUCUACUGGUAUUCAGUUCGCCCCUUUUCGGUCCUUUCUCGAUGUGGCAUCAAACACCCAAAGCCAAUACCUUUCUUUGGAAACAUAUUCAUGUUUCGCCAGGGUUUUUUCAACCCUCUCAAUGAUCUCAUAAAGACACAUGGCAGAGUUUGUGGGUAUUAUUUGGGCCGGAAACCGGUGGUGGUGAUAGCGGACCCUGACAUGCUCAGACAAGUGAUGGUCAGGGACUUCAGCAGCUUCACAAACAGAAUGACUAUUCGCUUUGCCACCAAGCCCAUGACUGACUGUCUGCUCAUGCUGAGGAAUGAACGCUGGAAGAGAGUGCGGAGCAUCCUGACCCCGUCAUUCAGUGCUGCCAAGAUGAAAGAGAUGGUUCCGCUCAUCAACACAUCCACCGAUGCCCUGAUGACCAACUUGGAUGUCUCCGCUGAGUCAGGAGAGGCCUUUGACAUCCACAAGUGUUUUGGCUGCUUCACCAUGGACGUUAUUGCCAGCGUGGCAUUUGCAACUCAGGUGGACACUCAGAACAACCCAGAUGACCCGUUUGUCCGCCAUGCGCAGGCGUUCUUCAAGUUUUCUUUCUUCAGGCCCAUCGUGCUGUUUUCCAUUGCUUUUCCACUCAUCUUCGUUCCUCUGGCUGGACUCAUCCCCAACAAAAGACGAGAUCAGAUGAAUCACUUCUUCAUCAACAGCAUUCAGAAGAUCAUCAAGCAGAGAGAGGAGCAGCCGCCUGAACAGAAGCGUCGAGACUUCCUUCAGCUGAUGUUGGAUGCACGAACCAGCAAGGAGUGCGUGUCUUUGGAACACUUUGACACAGCGAACCACGCCGGUGAGCCGGAUCAUCACAGGAACCAGCAGACACAACCGUCGUCCUCUGAUCCGGACGACCGUCCUCUCCCACAGGAGCCCCCCUCCAGGCGUCAACAGAAAAAGAUGAUAACCGAGGAUGAGAUCGUGGGCCAGGCAUUUGUUUUCAUUCUGGCGGGCUACGAAACCAGCAGCAACACGUUGGCCUUCACCAGCUACCUCCUGGCCAUCCACCCGGAAUGCCAAUGCAAAGUACAGGAAGAGGUGGAUGAUUUCUUCACCAGACAUGAGUCACCAGAUUACACAAAUGUCCAGGAGCUGAAGUAUUUAGACAUGGUUAUAAGUGAAGCAUUGCGCCUCUACCCUCCUGCAUUCAGGUUUGCGAGAGACAUCGACCAGGACUGUGUGGUGAACGGCCAGUCCCUCCCUAAAGGAGCGACGCUGGAGAUCCCAGCAGGCUUCCUCCACCAAGACCCAGAGCAUUGGCCAGAGCCGGAGAGGUUCAUCCCUGAGCGAUUCACACCAGAGGCCAAGGCCAGUCGACAUCCAUUCGUAUACCUGCCGUUCGGGGCCGGUCCCCGUAACUGCGUGGGAAUGAGGCUCGCCCAGCUGGAAAUCAAAAUGGCUCUAGUGCGUCUGUUCCGCAGGUUCAGCAUCGUGGCGUGCUCGGAGACCAAGGUUCCUCUCGAGUUAAAGUCGGCAAGCACUCUGGGACCUAAAAACGGCAUAUUUGUGAAAAUUCAAAGAAGAGACCUGGGGGAAGGUCGAGUGAAUUCUCCACCAGACGAUUAGAAACUCACCGUUCAUCAUCAUCAUCAUGAAUGGUUGAGCAAUCCUAUGAACAGUUACAAAUCAUUCUGCAGGUCCAUGUUGUGACACUGUUGCACUGCGUCAGUGUUAAGGUGUUCCUUUCGCUCGUCUUGCACUUCUAUUCUUGGCGAGUGAACUAGAAAGUGGACUGAAGAUGAGACGUGAUUUAAGAGAGAGGACGUAAUAAAUGAAUGAAAAGUGUGCCUCUUACCUCAAUAUGUAGCAAUAUUGCUUUAUUAAAUAGAUGUUGAACAGGCUACAACAUUGCUGCCUGUCAGGAAAAGGCUAUUUAGGGAAAGUUGUUUUGUGAACAACGGUUUUAAUUUCACUUUAUCCAGGUUACAUUUUGCAUUGUGGAAUUAGGAUUCUUAUAUUGAUUUGUAAGUGCAUUUAAAUAUUUAAACUUCUUCACAAGUUAAAUCAAUAAACAGAAAUUGUAUCUUGUGUGCAGUAAAAUAUAACAAUAAUGAUGUGACCCUAUAGAACAGAAUGUUACUGGAUCAAAUCUGUCACCUGAACCUGGACGUUUGCACAUUCCUUAAUCAAACGGGCAUUUAACUGAGCUGCUCACUUUACUACUGAUUCCUCACAUGAAUGGUGGUUAAGUAACUAUAUAAUUAACCACCAAACAGUCACAGAUAGCCAAGGUCUACAUAGACAGAGGUCCAGAUUUGGCUACUACUGAUUAUAUUUGAUGAUACUGAAGGAUUUGUUUCACGUCUAUUAAUCUCCUCAAAUAAAAGCUGCUAUUUGAAAGUGAAA